UGAGGUGUAUGCUUGGGGUAACAACUCCAUGGGCCAGUGUGGCCAGGGUAACUCUACUGGUCCCAUCACCAAGCCGAAGAAGGUGGUUGGUCUGGACGGUGUGGUCAUCCAACAGAUCUCAGCUGGUACCUCCCACAGCCUGGCAUGGACCGCUCUGCCCAGGGACAGACAGGUGGUAGCGUGGCACAGACCCUACUGUGUGGACCUGGAAGAAUGCACCUUCUCUCACCUGCGUUCCUUCCUAGAGCGCUACUGUGACGGCAUCAACAGCGAGGUGCCACCCCUCCCCUUCCCCUCCUCCAGGGAGCAUCACAACUUCCUGAAACUCUGCCUUCGACUGCUGUCCAAUCACCUGGCUUUGGCUCUGGCCGGGGGAGUGGCCACCAGUAUCCUAGGGCGACAGGCCCGCCCCCUCCGGAACCUUCUCUUCAGACUGAUGGAUUCCUCUGUUCCUGAUGAGAUCCAAGAGGCUGUGAUUGAGACUCUGUCUGUGGGGGCCACUAUGCUGUUACCUCCUCUGAGAGAGGAUGGAGCUUCUCCACUCCCUGCUGCCCCAGGGACCUGACAGAUGGGAGAGUCUGUCUAAAGGACAGAGGAUGCAACUGGACAUCAUUCUGACUUCGCUCCAGGACCACACCCACGUAGCAUCCCUCCUGGGGUUCAGCUGUCCCCCCGAGGCCCCCGAGGCCCUGGCCUCCUCCUGCGGCCUGGACCCCUCCUACGGAGCCCCCGGCACCAACCCUGACACACACCUGGCUGAGAUCCUAAUGAAGACCCUGCUCAGGAACCUGGGCUUCUACACGGACCAAGCGUUUGGGGAACUAGCAGAAGAACAGUGACAAGCUGCUCCAGGGAACGUCUUCCUCAGACAGCAGUCAGC
Messenger RNA from Oncorhynchus keta (chum salmon), 880 nucleotides. RefSeq names its product probable E3 ubiquitin-protein ligase HERC1. The transcript is spliced from 6 exons. The record is from RefSeq and is a predicted model, not a curated record. Bases 29 to 565 code for a protein of 178 amino acids. Lineage: Eukaryota; Metazoa; Chordata; Actinopteri; Salmoniformes; Salmonidae.